GCUUGUCCCUGACAGCCGCGGCUUGAGCGCCAACAAGUCGCCCUCCAUUGCUCGCCCGUGAACCUGGAAAUACCAGCAGCCAUCGGCUCUUCAUCCUCCUCCUCUUCCUCCAAUCCUUGUUUUUGAGGGGGGGCGACAAGUGGUGUGUUUUUGGGGAUCUUCUGGAUUCUGGGAUCUUUUCAAAGAUGCUCUUCCUGCUGAGACCCGCGGAGCUGCAAGACAUUUUGAUUUGACUCGUUUGUUUUCCUGGGUUUGUCUUUUUUUGUUUUUGUUUUUGUGUGCGUGUAGUUUUUUUUUUGGUUGAAUUCUCUUUCCAAUCAGUGGAUUCCGAUUCGGAUGGAAAAUGGGAGACGCCACCAAACUGGCCUUCGCCGUGUUCCUCAUCUCCUGCUCUUCAGGUGCCAUCCUAGGACGCUCGGAGACUCAGGAGUGCGCGUACUACAACUCCAGCUGGGAGAAGGAGCGCACCAACCGCAGCGGCAUCGAACCGUGCUACGGCGACAAAGACAAGCGGCGCCACUGCUUCGCCACGUGGAAGAACGUGUCCGGCAACGUGGAGGUGGUCAAGCAAGGCUGCUGGCUGGACGACGUCAACUGCUACGACAGUAAUGAGUGUGUGGAGAAGAAGGAGAGUCCCGACGUCUUCUUCUGCUGCUGCGAGGGCAACAUGUGCAACGAGAAGUUCCUGUACAACCCUGACCCGCACCCGAAGACCGACCAGCAGCAUUCGACCGCCUACACCACUUCCAACCCCUUUUCCCAGAAGCCCCAGCUCUUCAGCACUCUCCUGUACUCGCUGGUCCCCAUCGUAGGCCUGGCGGCUGUCGUCCUCUUCUCUUUCUGGAUGUGGAGGCAUCACAAGCUGGCCUACCCGGCCGCCCUCGUCCCGACACAUGAUCCCGGUCCCUCACCUCCGUCUCCCAUUACGGGACACAAACCCUUGCAGCUGAUCGAGAUGAAAGCCAGGGGGCGCUUCGGCUGCGUGUGGAAGGCCCAGCUGCUGAGCGACUACGUGGCUGUCAAGAUCUUCCCGAUCCAGGACAAGCUGUCUUGGCAGAACGAGUACGAGAUGUUCAGCGUGAACGGCAUGAAGCACGAGAACAUCCUCCACUUCAUCGGCGUGGAGAAGAGGAACAAUAACCUGGACCUGGAGCUGUGGCUCAUCACCGCCUACCACGACAAGGGGUCGCUGACAGACUACCUGAAGGCCAACGUGUUGACCUGGAACGAGCUCUGCCUCAUGGCCCAGUCGGCGGCCCGCGGCCUGGCCUACCUCCACGAGGAUAUCCCCGGGCACAAGGACGGACACAAACCCUCCAUUGCUCACAGGGACAUUAAGACUAAGAAUGUGCUGUUGAAGAAUAAUAUGACAGCUUGCAUAGCUGACUUUGGCCUUGCUCUGAAGUUUGAGGCUGGAAAGUCUGCGGGAGACACGCAUGGACAGGUGGGAACGCGGCGCUACAUGGCCCCCGAGGUCCUGGAGGGCGCCAUCAACUUCCAGCGCGACUCCUUCCUGCGCAUCGACAUGUACGCGUUUGGCCUCGUGCUCUGGGAGCUGGCGUCGCGGUGCACAGCCGCCGACGGCCCCGUGGAUGAGUACAUGCUCCCGUUCGAGGAGGAGGCCGGUCAGCAUCCGUCUCUGGAGGACAUGCAGGAGGUGGUCGUGCAUAAGAAGCUGCGGCCCAUCCUGAGGGACUGCUGGCAGAAACACGCGGGUCUGGCUAUGCUCUGCGAAACCAUCGAGGACUGCUGGGACCACGAGGCCGAGGCCCGCCUGUCCGCCGGCUGCGUCGAGGAGCGCAUCGGCCAAAUGCAGCGCCAAGCCCCCCCCAUCGGCCCCGAGGAGAUCGUCACCGUCGUCACGAUGGUGACCAACGUGGACCUCCCGCCCAAGGAGUCCAGCUUGUGAUCGGCCAAUCAGACGCCACGACGAACGCGCUCGCAGGAAACACGGAUCAACAAGAGGGGGUGGACAGCCGACCCUGGUUGGUUGGCGUAGUGGGUUUUUUUCCUCACUUUCUUCCUUUGAUUUUUUUUUUUUUUUUUUUUUUCCUUUUAAGUGCGGGCCGCUACUCGCGUUCAGGAAACACCCUGCGCCCACCUCACCACAUCGGGUUAUAUCCACCUCAUUUUGAUAUGUGUGCCUAAGGAUUUUAACAUUUUAACAGUCAAAGCUCUCUUCACGCCGAGCAACAAAAAACGAUUCAGGUUAUUUGCGAGGACGGACGCAGUCACCGGGUGACAGAGCCGACAUGCUGGGACGACGACGCUCAACACUUUUACCAUGUCUUGUUUUUUAUAUACACACGCAUACAUAGGAGGGCGACCUGUUCCGGUUCGGGUUUCUACGGAGAGAGAGAGAGAAAGAGAAAGAGAGAGAGAGAAGAAGAUCUUGCGGAGGAAUUUCACGGAACUCUCAGUGCAUUUUAGUGUAAAAAAGAAAAAGAAGAAAAAAAACGACCCGGCUCUCGAUACUUUUGCUGUUUUCUUGUGUGCGUUAUUUUUUUGAAGAGACGAUUAUCGUUCUGCCAAUAAGCAACAGCUUCUGAAUGUUUAUAGUGUAAUGCUGCUGUACAUAGUGUAUUAUGGACCCAGUCAACUUGGUAAUCAAGCUUAUUUUAAAGGGGCGAGGGCGAGGGGAGGGUGGGGGGGGGG
Molecule: messenger RNA, 2655 nt
Organism: Pleuronectes platessa (European plaice)
Lineage: Eukaryota; Metazoa; Chordata; Actinopteri; Pleuronectiformes; Pleuronectidae
Gene: acvr2ab
Product: activin A receptor type 2Ab
Exons: 11
Coding region: 344-1909 (521 amino acids)
Biological process (GO): activin receptor signaling pathway; protein phosphorylation; cellular response to growth factor stimulus
Cellular component (GO): plasma membrane; activin receptor complex
Molecular function (GO): activin receptor activity; activin binding; ATP binding
Source: RefSeq, a predicted model, not a curated record